UAUUUUUCACACUCCUUUUGUACUCUCCGACCUCGCGGUUUUAAAUAGGCGAGGUAAAGGAGGAAGAGUAGGAGGAGGAAUCCAGCGGGUCGGGUCUCGUGUAUCGCGCCGCCUCGCUUCCUUCCGGCCGCGGCUCGUCACGCUUCUCGGCCUCCUCCGGGAGAAAAAAAAAUGAACUCAUCGAAUUUGGAUUGCUGAAUAGGAAGACAGUGAGAUAAGCAGAGAGAUUGAGGCGCAGAAGCAUCGGCAUUGAGCCGAAUGGUGUAGAGAGCUCCAGGGAUGGAUCGCCGGAGCUGGCUAUGGCGGCGGAGAUCGACGGAGAAGAGCCCGGCCGAGACCGAGAGCUCGGUUUCUUCUCCAUCCGAGAGGCUGUCUGAUGAACAGGAUACUCCAAAGAGUUCUCCAAGCUCAGUUCAAUCACCGGAGAUCUCGUCGAAGGAAGCGCAGGAUGACAAUGUGAAGGUGAAGGUGUUGAGCGAGAGACUGUCAUCUGCAGUUUUGGACAUACGUGCAAAAGAUGAUCUUGUGAAGCAGCAUUCAAAAGUUGCGGAGGAAGCUGUUCUAGGAUGGGAGAAGGCCGAGAAAGAGAUAGCAUCACUGAAGACCCAGCUGAACGCUGCAACUGCCAAGAACUCAACACUGGAAGACAGAAUCGUUCACCUCGACGGCGCCCUCAAGGAAUGCGUCAGGCAACUCCGGCGUGCCAAGGAAGAGCUGGAUCAUGGCAUCCAGGACGCGCUAGCGCAGCAGUCGCGAGAAUGGGAGUCGGAGAAGGCCGACCUCGAGCUGCGAGUAGUCGAGCUGAAGGCGAAGCUGGAGGCGAAGUCCGAGUUCUCGGUGAACGCUGAAACUGAUGCGAGCUCAAGGCUGGCCUCCUUGGAGAAGGAGAACUCUGCUCUCAAGGUUCAGCUGCUGGCCAUGUCGGAGGAGGUGGAGCUCAGGACCAUCGAGAAGGAGCUGAACAGGAGGGCAGCAGAGACGGCCAGCAAGCAGCAGCUUGAGAGCAUCAAGAAGAUAGCCAAGCUCGAAGCCGAAUGCAGAAGGCUGCAGGCCAAUGCACGGAGAGAACUCAAGCGUGCACCAAGCUCGGUCUACGCCGAGUCAGUCACCGAUUGCCAGUCAGACUGCUCGGACUCAUGGGCCUCGAUUCUGAUCACCGAGCUCGAUCAAUUCAAGAACGACAAGAGCAUCACGAGGAGUGCGAGCCUCGCGGCUGCAGACAUCGGCAUGAUGGAUGACUUCCUGGAGAUGGAGAAGAUCGCGUCGGCGAAUAGCCCAUCCAAGAGCGAGGCCGAGGACGCCGCUAGCGUCCAGCUGGUGAAGCUCGAGGAGAAGAUCAAGAGGCUGGCAAUGGAGAAGGCGGACAGGGAGAAGGCGCUGCACGAAGCUCAGCGAGAGCUCAGGAACACCCGGCAUCGGGCGAUGGUGGCAGAGGAGAAAUCGGUCGAAUUGCAGAGGCAACUGAACCUUGUCAAGGGAGUGAAACAUUCCAUGGAAACCGAAAUGGAAGCCAUGGAGAACAGGAGGAAUGAACUGGAGGGGAGAAUUGAGCUCGCCCAUGGCGAGAUCACGAGCUUGCUCGACAAGGGCCGCAUUCUGGAGGAACGUCUCGAGUCCGAAAAGGCGCUGACGCUGGAGCUGGCUGCUAAGUAUCAGCAGAUGGAUGCACUAGAGGCAGAGAGGAGAGAGCUGCGUGGUCACCUGGAAGCAUCACAAUCUGAAGCCAAAAAUCUCGGUGAUAAGAUCACUCUUCUAGAGAAGAAGCUGGAGGAGGAGAAGGCGUUUUCAACCCGGCUCGCAGUGAGGUGCCAUGGAAUCGAAGCUCUGGAAGAGAAGAAGAAGGGUACAGAGCAUGAGUUGGAGUCGGCACGAGAGGAAAUUGCAUCUCUGCAGAAGAAAGUUAGCAUCUUGGAACUGAAAAUCCAGGAGGAGAGGGCACUGUCUGAGAAACUCGCGACACGGUCUUGUGAUCUAGAGGCACUGGGUGUGCAGACAAAUGAGCUCAGAUCUCAGCUCCAAUCUGCAAACUCAGAAAUCGCUGGCCUGAAUGAGAAGGUUAAGAUGCUUGAAGAGGCUGAAGAGAAGCACAAGCCAUUGACUGCAGGAUUGGAGUCCCAGCUCAGGUUGGCACAGGCUGAAGCCAUGCGCCUGAAGGAUCAUGUCAGUUCGUUGGAGAAGAAGCUGGAAAGCCAGAAGAACUUGUCAUCUGCCUACAUUACUGCAUUGGAUGCUUCUGAAGCCCAGAAGAACAAAUUCGCCAGUCGGUUUGAGCUCAAAGAGGCGGAAGUGGAGGAAUUGCGCAGGAAGAUCCGUUUGCUCGAGGAGGAAAUUCACAAAGAGAAAGCACAAUCUUCUGAACUUGGAGUGCAAUGUCAGAAUUUGAAAGAGCAAUUUACCAGCAGAGCUCUUAGCCAACCAAUGAAACCUAUGGCAAGUAAAGAACUUCACAUUAAAAAGGAGAAAGAGCUAGCUCGUGCAGCAGGGAAACUGGCAGACUGCCAGAAGACAAUAGCUUCACUGAACAGGCAACUUAAAUCGUUAGCAGAUUUUGAUGAGUUUGUCCCCGGAUUCGAGAACGACAGCGUAAUAGCUGAAGGCUGGGAGGAAAAUGGUCUGAAACUGUUGAACUCUGCAAAUUAUCCAGCACAAUUGGGAUGUUUGGCGGUCAAAUGAUUGCUGUUGUUGCGAGAAGACUGCCAUUGUUUUUUGUUCUGGCUGUCAUAUGAUCACAUGGUUGUUGUGAUGAGGAGAUUGCCAGGAUCCUUCUGAAGAUGCUAUAUAUAUAUGGAGAUAAGUUAAUAGUUUAUAGAUAAGCAAAAUGUUCAUACGGAAACGAUGUUAAUAAAGUUAUUCAAGCCUUGAAGGGAACUAUGUAAAGAUUAAUUUUGUUCCCCUUGUACCACUCAUGGAAAUGGGCAAUUUUCUUUUCCUGGCAUUAA
Oryza sativa Japonica Group (Japanese rice) is the source of this 2939-nucleotide messenger RNA. RefSeq names its product filament-like plant protein 3. NCBI's taxonomy places the organism in Eukaryota, Viridiplantae, Streptophyta, Magnoliopsida, Poales, Poaceae. The record is from RefSeq and is a predicted model, not a curated record.